This is a messenger RNA of Jaculus jaculus (lesser Egyptian jerboa), 2551 nucleotides long. RefSeq names its product nucleosome assembly protein 1 like 2 (gene Nap1l2). Gene Ontology annotation, molecular function: chromatin binding; histone binding. The coding region runs from base 374 to 1759 and encodes 461 amino acids. Gene Ontology annotation, cellular component: nucleus; chromatin. The transcript has a single exon. Gene Ontology annotation, biological process: nucleosome assembly. The record is from RefSeq and is a predicted model, not a curated record. Lineage: Eukaryota; Metazoa; Chordata; Mammalia; Rodentia; Dipodidae.
CGCAGCAAGCGACAUUGCACCAAGAAGCAGCUGUGAUCAUACUGCGGCACUGACCCUCCCUCCCCUGCAGCAGGUGCUUGGGAGGAGGUCUGCCUACUGCGGUUUGCUGCAGUCUCUGGCCGGCUCCUUCAGGAUCCAUCACAGGCCCCGCUACCCCGCCCAGGUCGCCUCUGCUUCAGCCAUCUGACUCACAGCUUCGGCAUCGCCUUUCAUCCCCACGGCAGCCUGCCCUGGCUUCUGCAGUCCGUUCGCUGCUGCUGGUUCAUCUCGGCGCCCCGCCACCGCGCAUCUGUUGUUUUGGUGAGUCUUUCCCCCCCGCGGAGGUCAGAUCUCUUGGUAUCGGUGUUAGCCACCUGUGCAUUAUCUUUUAAAAAUGGCCGAGUCAGCCGAACACAAGAAUCUGUCAGAAUCUAGUCAAGAAGAGGUUGAUAAUAAGGUGAUGGUGCAGGAGAUCGGGGAACUUGAGGACCGCGGUGAAGAUGUCUCCACUGAUCCUGGAGAGGAUAGGGAACGCGGGGAGGAAGCCGCCGCUGGGAUCCAGGAAGAAGGGGGCAAAGGCGAAGAAGCUGUUGCAGAGUCUGGGCAAGAAGAGGGGGAAGGUGGAGAUACUGAUAAGGACUCAGAGCCAGAUCGUCCAAAAGGACUUAUAGGUUACCUUCUAGACACAGACUUUGUUGAAAGUCUCCCUGUGAAAGUGAAGUACCGCGUUUUAGCCCUUAAAAAGCUUCAAACUAGAGUGGCCAAUUUAGAAUCGAAAUUCCUGAGGGAAUUUCAUGAUAUUGAAAGAAAGUUUGCUGAAAUGUAUCAACCUUUACUGGAGAAAAGACGGCAGAUCAUCAAUGCAGUCUAUGAACCUACAGAAGAGGAAUGUGAAUAUAAACCAGAGCCUGAGGACUGUAAUGAUGAGGAAAUGUGUGAUGAGGAAGAGAUGCAUGUUAAUGAGGAAGGCAUGACACCUGAGUACAUGAAUGAAGAUGAUGGUUAUGAUGAGGGCUAUUAUGAUUACGAGAUUGAGGAGGAAGAGGAGGAGGAGGAGGAAGAUGACAACACUGAAGCCAGUGGAGAAGAGAAUAAAGAAGAGGAUCCUAAAGGAAUUCCAGACUUUUGGCUGACUGUUUUAAAAAAUGUUGAAGCACUCACGCCUUUGAUUAAGAAAUAUGACGAGCCUAUUCUGAAGCUCCUGACAGACAUCAAAGUGAAGCUUUCAGAGCCAGGAGAGCCCCUGAGUUUCACAUUGGAAUUUCACUUUAAGCCCAAUGAGUAUUUCAAAAAUGAGCUCCUGACAAAAACCUAUGUGCUGAAGUCAAGGCUGGGAUACUGUGAUCCCCACCCCUAUAGGGGAACUGCUAUCGAGUAUUGCAAAGGCUGUGACAUAGAUUGGAAUGAAGGCAAGAAUGUCACUCUGAAAACUGUCAAGAAGAAGCAGAAACAUCGCGUGUGGGGAACAAUCAGAACUGUGACUGAAGAUUAUCCCAAGGAUUCAUUCUUUAAUUACUUCUCUCCUCAUGGGAUAAGCUUAAAUGGGGGGGAUAGAAAUGAGGAUUUUUUACUUGGUCACAAUUUACGUACUUACAUAAUUCCAAGAUCUGUAUUAUUUUUCUCUGGUGAUGCAGUUGAAUCUCAGCAGGAGGGGGUAGUUAGGGAAGUUAAUGAUGCAAUUUAUGAUAAAAUUAUUUAUGAUAAUUGGAUGGCUGCAAUUGAGGAGGUUAAAGCCUGUUGCAAAAAUCUUGAGACAUUAGUGGAAGAUAUUGAUCGUUAAAGCAGAGCAUGUGACAGUGAAAUUAACUGCUCUAUGUGUAGACACUCAAGAUGUAAGAAGUUAGUAAUAGUUGUGUGUUCUGUAUUUUUCUUGUCAUGUCAGUUAAAAUGUCUCAAAACAUAAAAAUGUUCAAAUGCUAAUUAACUUGAACUUGCAUUUUAGUAGUAGGAUGUUUUCAAGACAUGUAGACCGUGGUAAAAUAAUUCAAGGAAUUAAUAUAGUAUAUAGUUAAAUUGCCCUGAAGUCUUUUUGUCAUGUAGCUAUUAAUAUGUAACUGUGAAUAUUAUCAGAACUGCUAGGUAAGAUUAACAUUUGUCUGCCAAGAAAAUAUUGGGAAGCAACCUGAGAUUUUGCUGUUAAUUUGGUUUUUAUUCUGCUUUUAUUUUCUUAGUCCUUUAGCUAGAGGGUUUAAUUUUGUUGUGCCUGCUUUAUUUUGAAUUAGAAAUGUAGUAGAAAUUAAAACUUAAAUAUCUAAGAGAACUGUAUGUAUUGAACACUUCAGUCAAGACCAUGUUUGUUAUUAGUAACAAUUAUGCACAAGUUCUUGUAUGUUAUGUGACUGUGAUAAAUAAUAAAAUGUAGUUGUAUUGAAAUUACUGUUUAUCAUUGAAAUGACAGUUAAUAGUAUUUUGUAAAGCUUGCAAAUAUUGUCCUGUGUAAUUGUGUAAGCCAUGAUUGCAAUGUAUAAUUUUCUUAUAGUAUGUUAACUCAUUCAUUGAAAUUGGACACUUUAGCAUUUUGAAAGAUAUUUCAUAUUCCAUUCCUUCAGUGAAUAAUAAAAUGAAAAUAUUA